UCCUCUGUGGGGAAAAUAAACAUGUUAUAGCAGCACAAGAGCGACUGCAGGAAACUGAUUAACUAUUUAAAUGAAAUAACUAAUUAAAUAUUGCUGCAUUCAAAAGCUAUAUACAGUACAUUAUAUACAUUACAACAUACUGCAUUAUUGCUGUGGUGGAAUGUAACAUUUACUUAGCAACGAGUACUAUGCUUAAAUACAAAAGUGCUUGUGCAUUACUUAAGUAUUUUAUGCUACUAAUAUAUUUAUUUGACACAUAAAAAAUAUGGUAGAGGAACAUUUAUUUCACUGAUCCCUCAAAGUCCCAAAAUACAACUACACUCACACAAAAAUGGCUAAUAGACAGCAAAUGUAGAGAGAAGGUGAAGUUAUGUGGAGCAGUUAGAGGUUCAGGACCUUGCUCAAGGGCAUCUCAGCAAUGCCCAAGAGGGCCAUACUGUGGUCCAUGGACCUGAACCUGGCCCUCUGGUUCCUAUCGAAGCUAGUGCGUGAUGCUACCUAACUAACUAACUAGCAAAAACAAUAAUUCCUGCUUAGUAUUAGGAGUUAAAUACAUACUUUAACUUUGUAACAACGUGCAUUUAGUAGCUGUAGGCUAUAGAGUACACUUUUUUGGCGGGUGUGUGCACACACGCAAGGAAUUUGACUCUGGUUACAUGUUGCUGUCAAUGUACGUACAAUUAUAGACAUAAAUACAGCCAGAAAAACAAGGAGCUUGACAGGUACAUAUAAACAUUGACAUAAAAACUAUGUAGUAAACAACAAUAACAUUUGGUGAAAGUGCAAUGGUGAAUUGCUACUUAGUAUAAAGAAUUAAAUGCAUACUUUUACUUGAUACAAAUGUGCAUAUUUAAGUAUAAUUGUACUUGUGCAUUGUGUAUUUGUAUUUUAUGCUACUUCUAUGUUUAUUUGACAUACAAAACAUGUGAUCGCCUCAUAAAAUACAAUGCCACUCAACAGUAUAGCAACAAAAAUAACUAUAUCUCCACUUAGACCAGCAAAAACACAGAUUGCAACGCUUACUUUUGCUUCAUACAAAAGUGAUUUUUUUAUGCACCUUUUCUAUUUUAUGCAACUUCUAUGUUUAUUUGACAUACAAAACAUAUGCUCUCGUUAUAAAACAUGAUGCUACCCAACAGUAACUUUAAAUAACUAGAAUUACGAAUUGAAUGCAUACUUUAAUAGAUACAAAUGUGCUUUUUUACUGAUACUGAUGCUACCUAACAGUGUAUAAAGCAGGUAAAAUUUAUAUAGAUCCACUUUGGCGAGCAAAAACAUGAUUUUGGCAAGUAGUAUCAGGAUACAAAUGUACAAAAGUAUAAUUUUGGAUGUAGGUUUUAUAUCUGAUUAUUCAGAUUAUCAAAUAUUCUAUAUCCUUGAACAUUUGUGGGAAAUAUAAGUACAGUGUAAGACAUAUACAGUCCUACAGAUAUAAUAGGAAACCUCUAUGUUUGUGUCUGUAUCUGCACAUAAACUCUAACAUUCACGCGAUAAUUGAACAGAUUAUAUUUGUUCCAUAUGUCGAGCCUUUAACUGUUUCACCUUGUCAAAAAGGGAACCCACCAGUACCAGGAAACAGCCCGGCAAAGGUCACGCUGAUUAUUUAUUGGCAAUCUGCCAAGGGAGAGCGCGAGCCCGUGCGUCUGUUCUUUUUUUUUUUUUUUUUUUUUUUGCGUGAGUGGAGUGUGUGCGCGCGAGAGAGCGUGCGUGGCGUGGCGUGCGUGUGUUUACUGGAAGAACCUCUGAACGGAGGAGGCGGAGCCUUACGAACAUCGGCUUUACUCAUUGGAAACAACCUCCAGUAACCUUCUUCCACACACGGACGGGAUCUCUCCCUCUCUCUCUCUAUCUCUCUCUCUCUCUCUCCGGCAACAUAUCGCCACCACCACCGCGGCCACAUUCCUCCGCUCGGGAAAGAGAGAAGAAGAAGAAGAAAGAAAAAAAAAACACACACACACACAAACUCACACUUUCUGGAUACUUUUUUUUUUUUUUUUUUAGGAUUUUAAUGCCUGAGUUAAUAAUUCAUCUAGCACUACUCUCGGGUAGUUUGCAUAUCUUUUUCUUUGGCGACGAGCGGCUGCGGUGCGGGGCUGAACAUAUCUGCAAGCUGUGUUUAGGUGCUCUCUCCCAGCCCCUCUCUGGAUGCAUCAGACUCCUCUGCCCCGGGGCCCUGGACCCGGUGUGUGACCCCGCCGCCCUCACCCCAUUCCCCUUCUCUUUCCUCUCCCUUGACCCCAAACUCCUUCCUACCUGUUCACCUCGACGCUCCUGUUCUGGGCCCCCUGCCUCUCGACCAGCGUGCAGAGGCAGGGGGCCAUGGCGCCAUGGUAACCUUCAGCGGACGCAACCCCCUCGCCAUGAGCAGCGUGACCCCUCCAGAGGGCAGGGUUCAGGGGUCAAACUUCACCCCGCAUCACUUCAAGCCCUUCAGCUCGCAUGCACACUACCAGCAGGUGAUGCAUGCAUUGCGUAAGCUACAGGAGAGUGGGUUUUACUGGGGGCCCGUUGGGGGUCGGGAGGCCAGCUCCAUGCUGCGCUCUGAACCGCCUGGCACCUUCUUGAUCCGCGACUCCUCGGACCACCACCACUUCUUCACCCUCUCUGUCCAGACGGCACGAGGAACCAAGAACCUGCGCAUCCACAGCGAGGGAGGCGGCUUCUUCCUACAGCCAGACCCCCAAAAUACCCAAGAGCCCCCACAAUUCGAUUGUGUGCUGAAACUCAUAGCGCACUACAUGGGCAAAGGGCCCGAUGCUGGAAGGAGCAGAGACGGGGCAUGUGGGGGCAAUUCAGGAGAGGCUGAACUGAAGGGACGCAGCGUAUAUCUGAUCCACAGCGGUGGAGAGAGGAUUCCCCUGGAAUUGCGCCGACCCCUCUCAACAUCUCUCUCGUCCCUGCAGCACAUGUGCAGGAGGACCCUGAACAACCGAGGCCUGGGGGGGUCAGAGCGAGCUGAGCAGCUCCCGCACACUCUUAGAGACUUCUUGGAGGAGUACGAUGCUCCGAUAUGACUGACAGGAACCGCAGAGGUUCCACAACAUGGACCAGGUGAUUGGAGGACGGCGCAGACCAGUUCUAAGUGCAUAUGAGGAUAUGCGCACCUUCAGAUACUGACCAGAGUUAGCCUUAGACGCCAGUGUGAGGUCAGUUUUUUUCAUUGAGACCAGAAUCAGCUCUGUUUCAACACUGACGGACACCAGAGUCUCCGGAGUCUCGGAUGAGGAGGAGUGUGAUCUGGGUAACCAACCAGUACCUCAUCCGUCCUGCCUUGCAAAAAACAAAACAACAAAAACUGACCACUAGUGUGAGUGGCAGAUGAAGCCAGAGGUUAAAGAUCAAUGUUUCCUAUGACUGACUCAGACGCAGAGCAGAGCCUCGUAGAAGAUUAACCUGAUCGGUAGAUAUUAACAAUGUGACAGUGGUGACGCGAUCAAUGCGACGUCGGUGAUCCCCUGUGGGUUUGAUGUGCUUAAGAAGAAACAGUCUCCUCUGUCAGCCUUGACAUUUACAACACUUUGGAUCACUGGACAGAAAGAAAGAAGGCAAAGAACAGAAUGGCUUAGAGGGGGCGAACGAAGGAGGAGUUACAGAGAAAAGGCAAAGUCCAAACGAGGGGCCCAAUGCAGAGAACCUACAGUAUUUGUUUGUCUGAGUGUGUGUCUGUGUGUAUUUGUGUGUUGCGGUGGUGCACACAUUUCCAUUGCUGCUUCCCGCAAAUGUUGCCUCAUAGAGGGGAGUGGGGCGGUCAUGCACGCUUGCUCCACACAUACACACACACUCACACACACACACACACACACACACACACACACACACACAGGUACAGACCCACAUGUAGGUUUUGUUAGCGUGGGAACAAGAGGAAAACAAAAAAAGCAUUACAAAGCAUCUUCUCCUUCUCCUGUUUGUUUCUCCGUUCUCCUCCAUUACACCCCCACUCCCCCCCCCC
Larimichthys crocea (large yellow croaker) is the source of this 3952-nucleotide messenger RNA. RefSeq names its product suppressor of cytokine signaling 3b (gene socs3b). NCBI's taxonomy places the organism in Eukaryota, Metazoa, Chordata, Actinopteri, Sciaenidae. The record is from RefSeq and is a predicted model, not a curated record. Gene Ontology annotation, cellular component: phosphatidylinositol 3-kinase complex. The coding region runs from base 2328 to 3014 and encodes 228 amino acids. Gene Ontology annotation, molecular function: 1-phosphatidylinositol-3-kinase regulator activity. The transcript is spliced from 3 exons. Gene Ontology annotation, biological process: phosphatidylinositol phosphate biosynthetic process; intracellular signal transduction.